Molecule: messenger RNA, 195 nt
Organism: Penicillium verhagenii
Lineage: Eukaryota; Fungi; Ascomycota; Eurotiomycetes; Eurotiales; Aspergillaceae
Exons: 1
Coding region: 1-195 (64 amino acids)
Source: RefSeq, a predicted model, not a curated record
AUGACCGAUAUUGCGUGGAAAGAUAUGGCGCCCACUGUGGCUGCCGUGGGAGUCAUUGUUUUCGCCUUGCGCCAGUAUUCCAAGUACAAUAAGGCCCAACGAGUCGUCUUUCAGUUUACGAUUGUUUUCUUUAUUCUGGGACUUUCUCUGUUUGUCGCGAGUCAGUUGCUGAGUCUCGUUAAUGCUUAUUUGUGA